This is a messenger RNA of Poeciliopsis prolifica (blackstripe livebearer), 1051 nucleotides long. It is a transcript of the gene cd83, whose product is annotated as CD83 molecule. Bases 68 to 754 code for a protein of 228 amino acids. The record is from RefSeq and is a predicted model, not a curated record. The transcript has 5 exons. Lineage: Eukaryota; Metazoa; Chordata; Actinopteri; Cyprinodontiformes; Poeciliidae.
CGUCAGUCUGCGUCUCUCUGACUGUCUGUCACAUUAUUUGGACUUCGUGUCUCUCAAUCUACUCAUCAUGAUGACUCCACAGCUGCUGUGUGUUCCUCUGCUGCUGUCACUGGUGAGCUCGGCGUCCAGCAGGGCUGUCAGCCAAGACAUGCUGGAGGUUUCCACUCCCUCUGAUCAGGACGCGACCCUGAGGUGCACCGCCAAACAAAUACCCGGGGUCCAGUACAGCUCCGUGAGGUGGUACAAGGCUGGAAGUGACUCGACUCAUCAGCGCAACGGCCUUCUAGCCAAAAACCUCCCAAACGGCACCACCAGAUGGUACAAAGACAUGACCAGGAAAGUGCAGCUGCAGGGUGAAUCCCUUGACCUCUUCCUGCCCAACGUGACGUGCAGCGAUAGUGGAGUGUACCUGUGUUUUCUGGCUGCACCUGUGGGACAGCAGAACCAGGAGGGAAAAGUUCUGCUCACACUGCCAGAUUGUCCUGCUGAUGCCACAGAAUCUCCCAUCGGACCUGAAACCACUUUGCUGGCAGAUAAAGUCCUGGUUAUUUUUGCCUCAGCGCUGCUGGUGCUCGCACUUCUCAUUUCCUUCUUGAGCUAUAAAUGUUUGAAGAAUACAAUCAAGGAUAGAAAUCAGGUAGCCAAGAAAGAAAUCUCGUUGAACGCGCCGCUCAAGCCGCUGGAAAAGAAGGACUUGAUGUUGAUUUACACUUUGGGUCCCAAAAUGUCCAAGUUGCAGCAUAUUUGUGUCUGAAGACUAUCUGAGAAAGAUUUGACAGAGUCUGCCUCCUCCGAGACAACAAACAUGCAAGCAAAGAAGAAGGAUCUAUGGAGAGACGGUCAAAGUGUCUGCUGGGUCCAGGAUGCGGGUCGGGACUUUGGUCCGGGAUGCUUGGGCUGUUCCUGUUCAGAUCAGAAAGGUGCACAGGAAACUUUGCUUGGAUGCUCAAUGCCUCAAUUAACAAAACAAUAAAAAUGCAAUAUUAGCCGCUUCAUACGCAGGACUUCUCAUGGCAAACAUCUAUUGCAUAGUAAAGCUCUUUUUUUUUUU